Castor canadensis (American beaver) is the source of this 918-nucleotide messenger RNA. RefSeq names its product radial spoke head component 1 (gene Rsph1). The record is from RefSeq and is a predicted model, not a curated record. Gene Ontology annotation, cellular component: motile cilium; nucleus. NCBI's taxonomy places the organism in Eukaryota, Metazoa, Chordata, Mammalia, Rodentia, Castoridae. Gene Ontology annotation, biological process: spermatid development; axoneme assembly.
AUGUCGGACCUGGGCUCUGAGGAGUUGGAGGAGGAGGGAGAGAACGAUCUCGGGGAGUAUGAUGGGGAUCGGAACGAAGCAGGUGAACGGCAUGGACAUGGGAAAGCCAGGCUGCCCAAUGGGGACACAUAUGAGGGGAGCUAUGAAUUUGGUAAAAGACAUGGCCAGGGGGUCUACAUAUUUAAAAACGGUGCCCGGUACAUUGGAGAGUACGUUAAGAAUAAAAAGCAUGGUCAAGGCACUUUCAUAUAUCCAGAUGGAUCCAGAUACGAAGGAGAGUGGGCGUAUGACCAGCGGCACGGCCAUGGCACGUACUAUUACAUCAAUAAUGACACCUACACUGGGGAUUGGCUCGCUCAUCAAAGGCAUGGCCAAGGCACCUAUUUUUAUGCGGAGACAGGCAGUAAAUAUGUCGGUACCUGGGUGAAUGGACAGCAGGAGGGUGCGGCUGAACUUGUCCACCUGAACCACAGGUACCAGGGCAAGUUCAUGAACAGAAACCCGGUUGGCCCUGGAAAGUAUGUAUUUGACAUUGGAUGUGAACAGCAUGGCGAAUACCGUCUAACAGACGUGGAAAGAGGAGAAGAGGAGGAGCAGGAGGAGACAUUAGUAACUAUCAUUCCAAAAUGGAAAGCUAUGAAAAUUACAGAAUUGGCCCUGUGGACACCAACCCUCCCUGAGGAGCCACCCCAGACCGAGGCACCUGUCUUGGAAGAGGUGCCAGUAACCGAGGAUACCAGUGAGCUCAUGGAGGAAGCCCAGUUUCCACAGGAAGGUUCUGAGGGCGAGAUGGACAUGAAGCCUGGGGAUGAAGACCCAGACACCCUCAGGCAGGAGAGCCGGGAGUACAAUUAUGACAUGGACCAGGGAAAUGUGAACUUUGAAGAAGAAAGUCGACAGUCAGAAGGGCGAGAGUAA